CGCCGAGGCCACGCACGCCAUCGCCGCCUCUAUCUCCGCCUCCUCGUCGUCCUCCCUCCCUCGCUCUCUCUCUCUCCCCACCAACCAAUAGAGACCGGCUCUAAAUACCAGUCCAUCCGGGAGCAGCGUAUCUUGCUUAGAUUCUUGGCAGGCUUGCUUAGGCAGCCGCAGCCGGCUUUGCUCCUGUCCGGGGCGCGGAGGACUCCGAACUCCGGAGGGCGGAGGAGCCGAAGCGUCGGCGGCGGGGCUCGCGAUCGAGCGGGGAGGCGAGGGCGCAUGCGCGGGCACGAGGACGACGAGGAGGAGCAUGAGCCCCAGCCGGGGUGCGGGGAGGGGGCGGGGCAGGCGGCGGCCAACUGCGCGGCGGUGUGCUGCUGCUGCCCGCUGGCGCUGCUCGACAUGCUGCUGCUCGUCACCGUCAAGCUCCCCGCGGGUGUCAUGCGGCGGGUGAGGAGGAGGAGGAGUCGCCACCGCGACCGCGUCAGCCGCAAGAAGCGGUCCGCGACGGCGGCGGCGGUGGAGCCCGCGUCGCCGUCGGGGAGCAGCGGCAAGGCGAUGAUCGGCGCGGCCUCGUCGUCGCAGCUGGAGACCGAGGAAGAGGAGGAGGCGCGCGGCGAGGCGGCGGCCGCCGCGGAGCUGGAGCGCGAGAUCAUGAGCUCCCGGUUCUACGGCGCCGGCUUCUGGCGCAGCGUCUCCUCCGGCUCCAGCUCCUCCGCCUCCAUGCGCUACCAAUAGCAGCCAGCGCCGCCUCUCCUCCUCGCGAUUUUGUUGGGUACGUAGCGAUCAGUUCUUGAGGCUUCGGCGUUCGUUCUUGGGGUGCCAAGUCAUUUGGCCGUGCACUUGGUCUUGAUCGACACGUGCGAAUCCGAUCCGUGUGGAUUGGACUGUUGGAUUCGUACGCCAUUGUUCUGGGCUUGGACCACACCAGCAGCGGCGGCAGUAUGCGAUAGAGGCGACCAAAACGGGUGGUACUGGCCCCACAUGUAAGUCGCUGCUUAGAUCUUCUCAUUUUCUUUGUCCCUGUGAGAACCAGCAAAUGCUGGUUUUUGAACAAUCUGUCGCUACUGAUUGUGGGGCCAUUCAAUAGGAGGUUCGUUUGCACA
Molecule: messenger RNA, 1103 nt
Organism: Panicum virgatum (switchgrass)
Lineage: Eukaryota; Viridiplantae; Streptophyta; Magnoliopsida; Poales; Poaceae
Exons: 1
Coding region: 277-735 (152 amino acids)
Source: RefSeq, a predicted model, not a curated record